Messenger RNA from Ostertagia ostertagi, 198 nucleotides. NCBI's taxonomy places the organism in Eukaryota, Metazoa, Nematoda, Chromadorea, Rhabditida, Trichostrongylidae. The record is from the annotation of a GenBank genome assembly.
AUGUACAAAGGCAUGAUGAGUUCACCCCUGAACUACCAUCAAAGCUCUUCUCCACUGAAUUCCGAGAGCUUUAUCCAAUCGCUCGACGCCUUAGUCGCCGCCAAACCAAGAGCCCCGUCUAUCGCUAUGGUUCAGCUGUGCCACCGGCUCUGUAUGACUACGACGUUUGGGCGUGCCGUCAAGACAGACGCUCGUUGA